AUGGACUGUUUUCAGCUACUUCUUUUUCUCAUAUGCAACACGUUUCUAACGCUUGGCGCAGCCAUUUCGAAAAUCUGCAUAUUAAUUCUCGCCACCAAUAUCUGGGACAGAAAGUACCAUUCGGAUCCGUACGCGAGAAGAUGUUCCCGGGUUCCUGUACAACGUACUCCAAAAGGAGUUGCCGCCAUGUACUUGGCUUUGUUCUUCAUUCAAGCAGUGCCAGAUGUGGUGGCAAUUAUACGAUCGUUGAUGCGGUUCUUUAGCGGCGAUAAAGCAGGACGAGUAAGAGCGGUUUUUGUCGUGUUGGAAUUCCUACGAGCUUCUGGACUGUCCUUACUCAUCUUCACCGUUUUUCCGCAGCUGGAUCUAUAUCGAUGUUUGUGUCUAUGUGCCUGUUUCCCUAUCAUCACAGCGUUGCAACAGCUUCUGUCCACUAUUUCGAGAACCUUUAAGCCUGGUCGUUCCUUUGGCACAAGAAUGUGUGAGUACGCCGGUUUACCAACUUGUCCCGAAGAAAUUAGCGAAAAAAUCUUUGCAGUUCAUGGCAAAAUUUGA
This is a messenger RNA of Cooperia oncophora, 555 nucleotides long. Lineage: Eukaryota; Metazoa; Nematoda; Chromadorea; Rhabditida; Trichostrongylidae. The record is from the annotation of a GenBank genome assembly.